AUGGCGCCGGCAUCUUCUGCAAAGGCUCAAAGCAUCAAUGAAGUAUGGCAGAAGAAGGUUCAGCAGAGAAAGUUGAAGAAAAUAAGGAACAAGAAGAAGAAGAAGCAACAAGAAUCAGGCCUGACAACUCCUUCGAAGACCCAUCGUGAACUUGCAGGCGAUCACAACACGAAGAGAGAUCAGGAGGAAGAUAUAUGUUCAAGUGGAUGUAGUACUCCGAAGGCUGAAAGGUUCAAAAUACCAGAGAUACUAUCAUGUCCACCUGCUCCGAAGAAGACAAGGGUAAUCCAAAACUACUCAUCCAUUAGAUCUCCAAUAGCGUUUUUCUCUUCCCCAGAUAUAGAGUUAUUCUUUUCCUCUCUCAGAAAUGUAUCAGCUUGA
Molecule: messenger RNA, 381 nt
Organism: Prosopis cineraria
Lineage: Eukaryota; Viridiplantae; Streptophyta; Magnoliopsida; Fabales; Fabaceae
Product: cyclin-dependent protein kinase inhibitor SMR9-like
Exons: 1
Coding region: 1-381 (126 amino acids)
Biological process (GO): regulation of DNA endoreduplication
Source: RefSeq, a predicted model, not a curated record